Messenger RNA from Ceratotherium simum simum (southern white rhinoceros), 2054 nucleotides. NCBI's taxonomy places the organism in Eukaryota, Metazoa, Chordata, Mammalia, Perissodactyla, Rhinocerotidae. The record is from RefSeq and is a predicted model, not a curated record.
CAUUGGCGAUCUAGGGUCAGGAUGUUAGCCUGGCUGGGCCAGGUGCGGACACUUCCAAUGAUAAAAUAGAUAAUCCACGCGGAGACUGGCGCCCCUCGGGGGUGGGGCCCAAACCCAGUGCCGCCCCCUGGCUCCUAAACCGAACGUGGGCCCCCGCCCGGAUCUGUCCGGUUCGGGCUUGGACUCUCGACUCCCAGCCAGCGGGGGCACGCCCCCGGGCGCUGAUCGCCGGGGCCAGCGCCGGCCGGCUCUCCACAGCUAUAUCGCCCCCCUAGGGGAAAGGCGCAGGCGCCUCACGCAGCCUCUCUGCAGCUUUCAAGCCCUCGUCGGCACCUUCCUCGCUAGCAGCCUCUCCUCAGCGCGGCCCCGAGCCGUCCGGUUGGAUGGCGCGUAGGUCCGAGCCCCCCGACGGAGGCUGGGGAUGGAUGGUGGUGCUCUCAGCGUUCUUCCAGUCGGCGCUGGUGUUUGGGGUGCUCCGCUCCUUCGGCGUCUUCUUCGUGGAGUUUGUGGCGGCGUUCGAGGAGCAGGCAGCGCGCGUCUCCUGGAUCGCCUCCAUAGGAAUCGCGGUGCAGCAGUUUGGGAGCCCCGUGGGCAGUGCCCUGAGCACGAAGUUCGGUCCCAGGCCCGUGGUGAUGGCUGGGGGCAUCUUGGCUGCGUUGGGCAUGCUGCUCGCCUCCUUUGCUACCUCCUUGAUCCAUCUCUACCUGAGUAUUGGGCUGCUCUCAGGCUCUGGCUGGGCUUUGACCUUCACUCCCACCCUGGCCUGCCUGUCCCGUUACUUCUCUCGCCGGCGAUCCCUGGCCACAGGGCUAGCGCUGACAGGCGUGGGCCUCUCCUCCUUUGCCUUUGCCCCACUCUUCCAAUGGCUGCUCAGCCACUAUGCCUGGCGGGGAGCCCUUUUGCUGGUGUCUGCCCUCUCCCUCCACCUGGUGGCCUGUGGUGCUCUCCUCCGCCCACUCUUCCUGACUGAGGACCCUGCCGUGGGUGGCCCUGGGGCCCAGCUUGCCUCCCUUCUCCAUCAUGGCCCCUUUCUCCGUUACACUAUUGCCCUCACCUUGAUCAACACUGGCUUCUUCAUUCCCUACGUGCACCUGGUGGCCCAUCUCCAGGACCUGAAUUGGGACCCAUUGCCUGCUGCCUUCCUAGUCUCAGUGGCUGCUAUUUCUGACCUCGUAGGGCGUGUGGCCUCUGGGUGGCUAGGGGAUGCAGUCCCAGGGCCUGUGACACGACUCCUGACACUCUGGACCACUCUGACUGGGGUGUCACUGGCCCUGUUCCCCAUGGCUCAGGCUCCCACAGCCCUGGUGGCUCUGGCUGUGGCCUAUGGCUUCACAUCAGGGGCCCUGACUCCAGUGGCCUUCUCUGUGCUGCCUGAACUGGUGGGGACUGGAAGGAUAUACUGUGGCCUGGGACUGCUGCAGAUGGUAGAGAGCAUCGGAGGGCUGCUGGGAGCUCCUCUGUCAGGCUACCUCCGGGAUGUGACAGGCAACUACACAGCUUCUUUUGUGGUGGCUGGGGCCUUCCUUCUGGCAGGGAGUGGAGUUCUCAUCACUCUGCCCCACUUCUUCUGCUUCUCAGCUCCUACCUUAAAGCCCCAGGAGCUUGUAACAGAGGCAUUGGAUACCAAAGUCCCCCUGCCCAAGGAAGGGCUGGGAGAGGACUGAACUCCAAAAAGGGGCUGUCAGACCCAGAAAGCCAGAGGUUGGCAGCCCAAGUCUUCUCCUUGGCGCCCACAGAACCACAGUGCCUUAAACAUCUUGAUCUGCCUCCCCCCAGAGCAGGCCUGGGGCUCCUGCAAUGUGUCUGCCAACCCUUGGUAUUUUGUUGAGGAUUCUCAUCUCUUCUUUGCUCCCACAACCUUUUCUGAGGGAUUCAGGAGUUCAGCCUGCUCUACUGAGCUGUGGAUCAACUGAAAAUCAAAGGCCAACAGACUUAUCAUGUUUUACACGUGCUCUCUACUGUUGCCUACUGAGUUUCUUCUCUGAAGACAGAUGUUUGGGAAAGAAGGAUGCCCCUUUGAGAUAAAACUGAGUAAGCAAACUGGAUAAUAAUCA